Messenger RNA from Tympanuchus pallidicinctus (lesser prairie-chicken), 2975 nucleotides. It is a transcript of the gene RAMP3, whose product is annotated as receptor activity modifying protein 3. Gene Ontology annotation, molecular function: coreceptor activity. Gene Ontology annotation, biological process: cellular response to hormone stimulus; intracellular protein transport; receptor internalization. Bases 850 to 1257 code for a protein of 135 amino acids. Lineage: Eukaryota; Metazoa; Chordata; Aves; Galliformes; Phasianidae. Gene Ontology annotation, cellular component: signaling receptor complex; membrane; cell surface. The record is from RefSeq and is a predicted model, not a curated record. The transcript has 4 exons.
GCUGGGAGCCUCGGUCCGGUGCCGCUGAAGCAGUUCCGAGCGCGGGAGCGGGGAACGUUUUCAGUGGCAAAAGAAGGGCUGUUUCGCGUUAGAGAGGCUGGGUUGCACGCGGGCAGUGGUAGAGGUGCAGACACCCUUCAGACCUUCCCCUUAAGGUGAGAUCAAGUCUAUUGCCAGAAAUACUCGUGUGGCUCAUUUAUUUAUUUAUUCAUUAUCAGGUAGGUUGUCGUAGGACUCGGGGAAUGUAGUAUGUUGUGGUCAGGUCAGAAGCCUGUGGCACAUGUCAGCUCUCAACUUCACACCACAGUAACCCCCAAGAUACAGCUGAUGUGUCGUGGAUAGGAGAAAAGAAAAUUGGCCUUGUAGAUUUACACUGAGUACUUCAUAAACUUUGUUUGCUAACUUCUUACUCUUUUCAAAAUACAAAGCUGGUAAACGCUGGAAAUACCAAUAACUAUAUUGGUAGUUACACUGACAGUGUUCAGUAACAUUGUCUUGAUCUGUCUGUCUCGAGAAUGUAAUGUCAAAUAAAUGCAGUUUGUGAUUCUCCAUGUUUUGAGUGCUGCUAAAGCCUCACCUUGAUCACUCAGAUUUUUUUUUUUUGUUUUCCAGCUGUAAAGGAAUAAUAAUAAUAAAAGGCUAACACUUGCCUCGGCACAUGAUAAUUUGUGCAACCUUGAGCUUAGUGAACUAACCAGUAACUUUUCUGAGUGGGAAGACCUGAUGUUACUGUGACUCUUGCAAUGUGAAAUUACUGAAGAUUUUGGAGAAUGUGUAAUGAGGGCAAUGUUGCUGUGGUUCUGAAAACUCGCAGUUGUUUUUCAUCAGGAAGGAGCAGUUAACGGUCUAAUGAUGCUUGGAUUAGCAGGUGUGCAUCAACAGAUUAAUCUCUGCAAUGAGUCUCUCAUGUUAGAAAAGUUGCCUGUCUGUGGAAAGUUCUUUGAAGGGAUGAUGAAGAAAGUGGACUCCAAAAAAUGGUGCAACCUGACAGAAUUUAUCAUGUAUUAUAAUAACUUUACCCAGUGCACAGAACGUGAAGCCAACAAUGCAGGUUGCUUCUGGCCAAACCCCCUUGCAGAGAGCUUUAUCACGGGAAUUCAUAAACAGUACUUUUCAAACUGUACUUUGGACAACAUUCACUGGGAAGAUCCGCCAGAUGAAAUUCUCGUAACUCUGAUCUUGAUUCCAGUCAUAUUGACAUGUGCCAUGAUAAUGCUGGUAGUAUGGUGCAGUAAGAGAAGUGAUAUUCUAGUGUAAGUUGUUCCCAGUGGCUUUAUUUUUAGCAUUUCCUUCUUCAAGGAAAAAAACCAACAAACUAAGAAAGAAGGAUGAAAAAAGAAACCACGUCAAAAUUUCAGACCUGCAUAAAUGGAACCUGUGAGAUGCUGGGACAGAGAUUAUGCUUCUGUGAACAAACAACUGCUUUCUUCUGUCAAAAGUCAGUGCUUCUGAGGUUGGUCAUCGGUGUUCCUGGUGCAAAGACUUCACUGUUGUCGGGUAUCAUAACCAUAGAAUUCACAGGCAUUUCUCAGGAUUAAGGUAGUCCACAGGUAAGUGGGCCCCUUGGCUGCAAGAGAGGUAAAGUUACUUUCCCAUAGGUAAAGCUAGUUGGUAAACCAAGUUUUGCAAAACUGUAUGUAAGUGUAUAUAUACACAGUGUAGCAUUAUCCAUGAGUAAGGUGUUAUCUCUUGAGUUUCUGUGCAGAACUCUUGUGGUUUUCAUCUGUGAACCUUGUAACACAGAUGUAAGACCAUUGGCAAAGAAACGGAACGUGGAUGUGUAACCAAGCGACAAGCUCUUCUGGAAGUCAGUGCAAAACAACGUUAUCAAGAACUGGAAAUAUUGUCUCGGCAAAGAACAAUUAAUGUGUCCAGUGCAACAUGGGAAAAAGUAUUGCUGCAUUAUAAAAUAGCUUAGGAAAUGUAUUUGAGCAUACUGAAAUUGUAUGGCUUACAAACAAACUCUGGAAGGAAUACAGAUCUUACUUUACAGAAAGUCUGUGAGAGGAAAAUGAUUGGUUAUAAGGGAAGAAACUUUCAUAUACCAAACUUAUUUAUUUUUCUCUUUUAUUAUUAUUAUAGCUGAUGACUUGAAUUCACUAUGUACUCCCUGCUCUCACUUUAAUCUAUGCAAGUGACAUCCUUCAAAUAAAUAUUAAGGUGUGAUGUUGAUUGAGGUGCCUUUUAGAGGGUAAUUUUGUACAUGAUUUGUUUUUUGUCCUGUGAAGAGUGGGAAUUGAAAUAUGGAUAUCAAAGAGGUCUGAACAUAACUUGGAACAGACAUAGGAGGAAAGAGAAGAAAAAUCUACUCAGAAGUCUUAUUCUAUAAAGCUAUCCCAAUUAACAAUUUGAAUAAAUGUCAUAUGCCCAAAAUAAAACAAAUUUCUUGUUUGUAUUAUAAUUUCUUUUUCAUUUCACAAAAUAAAUUCCAGUCAAAAGCCCUUCCAUUAUAAGCAAAUAAAGUCUGUUACAAGUAAUUGCUCAUUUUAUUAUGCAGUGUGCAGGCAAAUAGCUGGAAUGUCAAAGGAAUGAUAUUCCAUAUCCUAGAUAGAUUCUCUCUUUUAAUAUUCUGGUCUGCUGUUUAAUGACCAGGUCUGAAUCAAAGCACUUAAAAAUGUUUAUAUGUAAGUACAUAAAUAACAAGUGUAGAUAUACUGUUUUGUGUUCACACCCUUUCACAAUGGGUAAAAACACUGGCUUUUAAAAAAAAUUACCUUACAUGGUAUAAUUACGAUUAAUGUCGUAAGUUUGUAUGUAUUUUUCCAAAUAUAUUCUUUCAAUUUCUGGAUGCUAAUGGAAAAUCACUCUUUGUAAAAGAAGUGUGAAAUGUGUUCUAAGGAUUUCUGUAUUAAAAUGUUUUGGUCCACAAAAACCUGUAAUAAACAAAAAUGAUCAUUCAUUUGAACCAAAAGAUUCAUCAGAUUCAUCGACUCAUUUUGUGUGGCUAAAAUCAAAUAAUUUUCCAAUUACUGAUA